AAAGCAUUUGUCUUGGUCGGAAGCGUCUUUUCGAAUCCAUUCAGCACCAGCACCAGGGCUCGUAGGUCUUCUGUGCCCCCUCUAGUUUCUACGAUGAAAAAGGACUCUUUCAAGACUUCUGAGGGCCAUCUUACAAGUGGCCGUACCGAGAAUCCCAUAUCCUCGGCCAAAAGUGCGUUGUUCUCUUCAGCAAGCUCUAUCAGCAGUGCUUUUGAACACAAGGUCAAGGAGCCAAUAAUCAGCAUGAAUCCAGGACAGGAGUUUGAUUCUAUCAUGCAGAGCAUCAUGAACACAUUUCCUACUCAGCAAGCCACAGUCCAGGAGUCGACCAACAAGUACUCGGACAGCACACCUUCUACUCAGCAAGGUUUCAACAUAUCACGCGCGGUCGAGCUUUUAGCCAAGAUCCGCGAUCUCCAGCUCAGACACGACAUGGCAGUCAACAAGGCUCAAUUCAAGUACCUGAGAAAAUCGGACCCAACCGAAGUCACCAAGGAUACUGGAAGGAAUACGAAGUUUUACAGCAACAAAGUCUUGAAACACCUGGCUUAUCUACAAUCUGGAUUGGACACAUUCUUGGAUUGUGUCCUGGAUCAUUCCAACUCCGCAGUCAAGGAGCUCUCGAGGGAUAUCUCCUACGGACCUUGGACCGAGUCGUGGGGAAGCUUUUCGCUAUGGCACAUGGGUUUCACAGUCACAUCGGUCAACAGCGCCUUUACAGCACUUGUUAAUCAACCCAAACAAUGUCGCAAGCACUUGAUUCAAAUCGACGCUCAAGUAUUCAAACUCCUGAAAACCCGCAAAAAGCUACUCGCAGAAAUCGACUACUAUCUGGUGAAAACACUAGAACCGGACUUUGGAACAAGGCAAUGGCCUUGGACUUUGCUGCCCAGAAGACCCACCUUCACUCUCCCACGACCCUGUUUCUGGCCUUUCAAAUGUAAAAAGCCAUCUCGCAGCGAGGAAGAAAAGGCUCGCGCACACAGACUUCUUCACCUGCGACAGGCCCUCCGAGGAGCCCGCAAAAUCACCGACGGCAUUGUCGAGAUCAAGGAAUUGGUUGAUCAAGGAUCUUACGAGUUGAUUGAAACACAGCGUGCAAUUGAACAGCACAAGUAUAGAGUUCUUUCUGAGCCAAAGUAUGGCCGCGCUUUGCUGAAAGGUGCACUGGUUGACAUCAAGGUCGAUCGUGCCAUCUUGAAGAAGGUCAUCGCAGACAGAAAGGCCUUGAGAGUCAGUAUCAAUGAAGGUGUGUGGGCACGAGAAGCUGCGAAUGAGACGGAUGUGAAAGCGAAAUGGAUCAGUAAGGAGUUGGGUCUAUAGGUGACGGAUGUUUUUGCCCUAGA
Messenger RNA from Aureobasidium pullulans EXF-150, 1346 nucleotides. RefSeq lists its product as uncharacterized. The coding region runs from base 94 to 1323 and encodes 409 amino acids. Lineage: Eukaryota; Fungi; Ascomycota; Dothideomycetes; Dothideales; Saccotheciaceae. The transcript has a single exon. The record is from RefSeq and is a predicted model, not a curated record.